Messenger RNA from Drosophila eugracilis, 423 nucleotides. RefSeq lists its product as uncharacterized. The record is from RefSeq and is a predicted model, not a curated record. The transcript has 2 exons. Lineage: Eukaryota; Metazoa; Arthropoda; Insecta; Diptera; Drosophilidae. Bases 171 to 362 code for a protein of 63 amino acids.
UAUCAAGAGCAGGGGUUUAUGAAAAACCCAAAGAAUUAUAAAAUACUCUAGGGUAUUUUUAUUUUCAGCUAUUCUUGUGUUAAUCACCGUCGCUAUAAAGUGAUGUAGUCAUAUAAAAAGUGAGGCAAAGCCAAGAUCUCAGUUAAUGUUCCAUCACAUUUGUGGCAACGAUGAAGUGGCUUUCGAUAUUCUUCCCGCUGUUAGUAGUUAUAUCUUUAAUGGAAGUUGGUUAUGCUAGAACAAUUCCCAAAAUAACCAUACGAAAUGGGGACAUUAUUGUCCAUGGCAACUGCAAUGGCUGCACGGCCAGAGCCUCUAAAAACUCAGCUCACUUAUCUAUAAGAUUUACCAGAAGAUGGUAAAAAAAAUUAAGUUUUAUAAAAAAAAAUACCUCAACAAGCCUUAUUUAUUUUACAAAAAUUA